This is a messenger RNA of Meloidogyne enterolobii, 1406 nucleotides long. Lineage: Eukaryota; Metazoa; Nematoda; Chromadorea; Rhabditida; Meloidogynidae. The record is from the annotation of a GenBank genome assembly.
AUGCCUAAAUCUGUUGAAGAUGAAUUUGGAAGAAUUGAGGAUGAUGAACUCAGGCAAAAACAAAAAGAAUAUGAAUUUAUGAUGUUAACACCUAAUUUGGUUAAACAACCCGGAAUUGAGUUAGACAUUUCACAAAUGGUGACAGGAGAAGAAACUACUUCUAGAGAAAUUAAUCGUUUCAGACGAAUAAUUUAUGACCAAGGAGAAUUAUUAAAUAGUGAUUUAACCAAGCCUCCCUCAAAGUUUUUUUAUAAAAUUUUUCUUAAUAAUUUUUUCAGUACAAAUCCUCACCCAUUUAUACCGACAGAAGAUAUAAUGCCACCAACUCAUUCUCAUUCAAUUGCUCAAUAUGCCAAUUUUUCUCAAACUAUUCAAAUGCUUGUUGAUAUGGGUGUUGAUUUAUUUGAGUCCACACAAAAUGAUCCUCGUCUCGGCCAAGCACUUGUCCGUCUAGAUUGGGAACGUGAUGUCAAACCAAAAAUUUAUUGGUUACAUAAAAGUGUUGGGUUUUCUCCUGAUGACUUGGCUAAUUAUUUAUCUCGCAAUCCUUAUUUUUUGUUACAAAAACAGGAACAUUUAAAUGCUCACCUAAAUUAUUUAAAUUAUCGCCGUUUUACAUUUCCUCAAAUACGAAAAAUUGUAUUAGAAUCCAGAUAUUGGCUUAAUGAUUCAGUUGAAAGGCUUGAUGCCCGUUUGGGUUGGUUACACAGACAAUUUUUACUUCCUUCUAAACAAUUAAGGCUUGUUGUGGUUAAAGAACCCAAAAUUAUUGCAUUUGGAAUUGGCCGAAUUUCUGGAAUUGUUCGUUCAUUAAAUAUUCAAUGUGGAUUUUCUCAAAAAGAUUUACGUUUAAUGCUUGUGGCAGAUCCACGUUUAUUUAUUUGUGAUAUAAGUAGAAUGCUUGUUUCUUAUAAUUAUUUGGCUUAUGUUAUGAAAAUAGAAAAUGAACAAAUUGUUCAAUAUCCCUGCGCUUUGAGAUGUCCAAUAACUGGUUUACGUAAUAGACACGAAUACCUUCAUCGUCUAAAAAAAGCAAAUUAUAUACCAAAAACCCCAAAUUCUAUUACUCUUUACAAAUUAUUACAUCCAAGUGACCGUUAUUUUUCUGAAAAUGUUGCUGAAACUCCUUUGGAGGAUUAUAAUCGUUUUUUAAAAUUUAUGUAAAUUUUGUUGAAAUUUGAAAAUAAAUUUUUAAAUAAUUUUUUUUAUUUUAUUUUUUAAAUGUUUAUUUCAUUUUUUUAUUUAAUUUUUGCUUGCCCGUUCAAUUAUUUUUUUUAUUUUUAUUAAGUAGAAUAAUUAUGGUGAUAGUGUAUAGGCCAUAUGUGAGUAGAUGGGCACGCGCUUGGAAGGCUCUUAAAGUAAGUUUAUAAUUUUUUGGUGGAAUUGUUUUUAAUUUUGAUUUAAGC